AUGGCAAUCCCAACAGAAGAAAAGACUGUUAUCACGGAAGUAGCGGGAUCUCGACAACCCUCGGGUUCGAUCGACACGGUCGAGGAUCCAGCUCUUGUUGCAUCUGACGAGAAAAAGUUGGAGGCAGUCGACCUUGAGGUCUUAACGGACUCCUCUGAUGAUGAGUACCAGUUUCCGACCGAGGAAGAGAGCCAGACACUUCGCAAGGUUCCUGGAAACUUGCCCUUGGUUGCAUUUGCUCUCUGCUUAGUGGAAUUUGCCGAGCGCGCAUCCUAUUAUGGUGCUAAGACGGUGUUUUCCAACUUUGUUGAGUUUCCAUUGCCCAAAGGCGGCAAUGGAGCUGGUGCGCCCCCUCGACACACGCAAGAAACCGCCGGCGCUUUGGGAAUGGGCCUCCAAGCAGCAUCUGGCCUAACCCUUCUCUUUAUUUUCCUUUCCUAUGUCAUCCCAAUCUUCGGCGGUUGGUGGGCUGAUGUCCAUGUUGGCCGGUACAAGGCAAUUAUCGUGGGCGUAGCGAUUUGCGGCGUUGCACACGUCAUUCAGGUCUUCGGUGCUAUUCCAUCAGUUCUCCAAAAGGGUGCAUCAAACGCGGCCCCACCAUUUGUUAUCGGAAUGAUUCUGCUGGCGUUUGGUGCAGGAAUUUUUAAGCCAAACAUCGCACCCACGAUCCUGGACCAGAAUCGCCAGAAGAAGGCUUAUAUCAAGACUCUUAAAUCUGGAGAGCGGGUCAUCGUUGAUCCUGAGUCGACUACUACUCGCACCAUGCUUAUCUUCUAUGGCUUCGUCAAUGUCGGUGCUUUCUUUAUGCUGGCUACUACUUACUCUGAGAAGUAUGUUGGUUUCUGGUUGUCGUUCCUAUUGGCUGGAAUCAUUUAUUUCUUGCUUCCUAUUCUUCUGUUUGCGGUUUACAAGAAGACAUAUAAGCAGCCACCGGCCGGAAACUCUGAACUUUCCCGAGCUUUCAAGAUUUCGAAGGCCGCGCUGCGUCAGAACAAGUUCCGAGUCUGGCGUAAGGACUUUUGGGAGGCUGCGAAGCCUGCUAAUCUGCGGGAGAAGGGGAUCGUUGUGGACUGGACAGAUAACAAUGUUAGAGAUGUAUCAAGGGCAGUCAGCGCAUGCGAUAUUUUCUGGUUCUACCCCAUCUGGAACAUGAACGAUGGCGGCAUUGGUUCGGUAUCAUCAAAUCAGGGAGCUUCUAUGGUGACCAACGGCGCGCCCAACGAUGUUCUCAACAACUUCAACGCGCUGACUAUCAUCUUCGUGGUCCCCAUAAUGACCUACGUGGUAUAUCCAGCCCUCCAACGACGCAACAUCAGAUUCGGCCCCAUCAGCCGCAUCACCUUUGGUUUCUUCUUAGCAACGCUCGCCGGGCUCGCCGGAACACUCGUCCAAUGGCGCGUCUACGAGCUCUCACCCUGUGGCUACUAUGCCUCGACAUGCGACGAAGUCGCCCCUAUCAGUAUCUGGUGGCAACUGGCGAACACCAUUCUCAGCGCACUGAGCGAAAUCUUCGCGAACGUGACUGCUUACGAAGUCGCCUAUGCGCGAUCUCCCGAGGGUAUGAGAGGACUGGUUAUGGCGAUCUUCCUCUUUAUGAAUGCGUUGUCGAGUGCGAUUGGCGAGAUUUUGCUUCCUGCGACGAAGGACCCGUGGUUGAUGUGGAUUUGGGGGGCGCCGACCGUUGCGCUUGCGCUGCAGACGGUGAUUUUCUGGUUCAGGUUUAAGCAUUUGAAUGAUGAGAGUUAUUAUGUUACUUCGGUGGAGAAUGCGUCUUCUGGGCGAAUGCUUGGCUUGAAGCUUGGUAUUGCUUAG
Penicillium cataractarum is the source of this 1812-nucleotide messenger RNA. RefSeq names its product putative MFS peptide transporter. The transcript has 5 exons. Gene Ontology annotation, cellular component: membrane. Gene Ontology annotation, biological process: transmembrane transport. Gene Ontology annotation, molecular function: dipeptide transmembrane transporter activity. The coding region runs from base 1 to 1812 and encodes 603 amino acids. The record is from RefSeq and is a predicted model, not a curated record. NCBI's taxonomy places the organism in Eukaryota, Fungi, Ascomycota, Eurotiomycetes, Eurotiales, Aspergillaceae.